This is a messenger RNA of Marchantia polymorpha subsp. ruderalis, 687 nucleotides long. The record is from the annotation of a GenBank genome assembly. Lineage: Eukaryota; Viridiplantae; Streptophyta; Marchantiopsida; Marchantiales; Marchantiaceae.
AUGUCGUACCCAACGCACGAACGUGAUUUGGAAAAGGCAUCUCGAUUGGAAGACAUCCUGUCCAGACCCAUUCAAACCAAAUCAGUGGUUGCGAACCCUGCUCCUCUGGGGCUCAUGGGAUUCGCCUUGACAACGUUUGUGCUGUCUUGCCACAACGCUGGAGUGAUUAUUCCACAGAGUGCUCCCCAUACUGUCGUCACUGGUUUGGCUGCUGGGUACGGUGGAUUGGCGCAACUUCUGGCUGGAAUGUGGGAAUUCUCGGCUGGUAACAUUUUUGGAGCGACUGCAUUCUCGUCAUAUGGUGCUUUCUGGCUUUCGUUCGCUGUGAUUCAGAUUCCGGCGUUCGGUGUUCGUGCUGCGUUUGUGGCCAGCGAGUCUCUAGUAGACUACAAUGAAUCUUUGGGGCUUUGGCUGCUGGGUUGGACUAUCUUCACCUUCAUGAUGUGGUUGGCCACCCUGCGAACCAACGUGUGCCUCACGACCCUCUUCUUCUCUCUGUCCAUCACCUUCCUCUUGCUGACCAUCGGUGAAUUCAAACUAGACAAAGACAUGACGAAGGCUGGUGGUAUCUUCGGGAUCAUUACAGCUUUCAUUGCAUGGUACUUGGCUCUGGCUCAGAUCGUGAACAGGCAGAACUCGUUCUUCGAGCUACCAAUUGGAGCGAUGCCCAGUAAAGACCACAAGUAG